AAAGCUCACAAGUCAAACAAGCUUACUUCAUUCUCUCUUCAACCUCUACCUCAUCUCUUAACCCUAAACCGUUCUAUAUAAAGACCAACCUCUACAACCUUAACCCUUCAAAUAAACUUUAAAAAGAAAGAAAAGGAGAAAAAUUUGGUAAGUCAUGGCAGAUAAUCUCUCCACAGGCCUAUACAGUUCUAUGAGCUGCUGGAGCACAAUAAGGAACACCUCCUCCUUGGACAUGAGAGACAUCGGCAAUGAAGCUUUCAAUUGGAACCAACCCUUUUUACCUGUAGAGCACUUCGGUGGAAUCCAGACGGGUUUCGGGAAUUCAUUACCGGGUCUGUUUGAAUCUGUAGACCCGUUAAAGGACAUGAAUGAUUCAUGGGCUAAUAAGUUUGGUAGCUCUGAGGUCUCUAGGGUUUCUUCCACUUCAAAGCAACAGUUGAAUUUCUCCAACAACACUCCCUUUUGGAAUCCUUCAGCCAUUUCAGCUCCUGUAAAUUUACCCGAACCGAUAUUUGGGAAUGAAUCCAGUAGUAGCGAUUUGAUCACAGUGAAGUCCUCUGAAAGAAAGAGGCCAACUGUAAGUGAUCAACCUGCAUCAAAGAAGCCAAGAAUCCCCACACCGUCGCCUUUGCCAACAUUUAAGGUGAGGAAAGAAAAGCUCGGGGACAGAAUCACCGCACUGCAGCAGCUGGUUUCCCCUUUUGGAAAGACUGAUACUGCUUCAGUGCUCCAGGAGGCAAUAGACUACAUCAAGUUUCUUCAUGGCCAAGUGGGUGCUCUAAGUACUCCCUACUUGAAGAAUGGCAUUCAACAACAAAAGGAUUCUGAGAAGGAUGAAGGCCUCCAAGAUCUAAGGAGCCUAGGGCUCUGUUUGGUUCCAAUAUCGAGCACAUUCGCAGUGGCGAGCGAGUCGCCUAUGGAUUUCUGGGCUCCUUCCUUCUUUGGAAGCUAUUGAUGAAGAGGUUCAUAUGCAGAAGACAGAUACAGCUUUACUCUCAAAUAAAUAUAUAUGAUCAAAUAGAUGGAGGCAAGACUUAGUAACUCCUACUUUCUCAUGACAUUUUAGUAUAAUUGAUUUGAAUCACAAAGUAAGUUGGGUUAGCUAUUGUUAGAAUCAAUAUAAAACUACAAUCCUUGAUCAAGGAUGGUAGUUUUGUAUUGAUUCUAACAGCUACAACAAGAAUGGAUUGAGGCUGGCUAGCCAUGGAUUAGAAAAGAGUUGGAGGAGGAUGUUAUUGUAUUGUUUUUGUGUAUGAUGUUGUGUUAGGAGAGAAAAGAUAAAAGUGGAGAAAUAAUUGAAGUCUUGAAAAGAUGGACAAAUUUAUAGUUAUCUUUG
Molecule: messenger RNA, 1336 nt
Organism: Asparagus officinalis (garden asparagus)
Lineage: Eukaryota; Viridiplantae; Streptophyta; Magnoliopsida; Asparagales; Asparagaceae
Product: transcription factor bHLH112-like
Exons: 7
Coding region: 155-955 (266 amino acids)
Biological process (GO): regulation of transcription by RNA polymerase II
Cellular component (GO): nucleus
Molecular function (GO): RNA polymerase II cis-regulatory region sequence-specific DNA binding; protein dimerization activity; DNA-binding transcription factor activity, RNA polymerase II-specific
Source: RefSeq, a predicted model, not a curated record